Molecule: messenger RNA, 2211 nt
Organism: Cannabis sativa
Lineage: Eukaryota; Viridiplantae; Streptophyta; Magnoliopsida; Rosales; Cannabaceae
Product: splicing factor U2af small subunit B
Exons: 6
Coding region: 132-1121 (329 amino acids)
Biological process (GO): mRNA splicing, via spliceosome
Cellular component (GO): spliceosomal complex; U2AF complex
Molecular function (GO): pre-mRNA 3'-splice site binding; metal ion binding
Source: RefSeq, a predicted model, not a curated record
AUAUAAAAAAAUCAUCACACAAAAACCCAACUGUUUCCUUCUUCUUCCACAAAUUUGAUCCUUUUUUCACAGACUUAGGGUUUGGAGCUCACUACUUCUCUAGAAGAAGAAGAAGAGGAGGAAAGUUAACAAUGGCUGAGCACUUGGCGUCCAUUUUUGGGACGGAGAAAGAUAGGGUUAACUGCCCCUUUUACUUUAAAAUUGGUGCUUGUCGCCAUGGAGAUAGGUGUUCUAGGCUACAUACCAAACCCAGUAUUAGCCCGACUCUUUUACUCUCCAAUAUGUAUCAGAGACCCGAUAUGAUUACUCCCGGCGUCGAUGCCCAAGGCCAGCCUAUCGACCCCCGCGAGAUGCAGAAACACUUCGAGGAGUUCUAUGAAGAUCUUUUUCAGGAGUUGAGCAAGUAUGGAGAAAUUGAAAGUCUAAACAUCUGUGACAACCUAGCUGACCACAUGGUGGGUAAUGUUUAUGUUCAAUUUAGAGAGGAAGAGCAUGCCGCUAAUGCACUUAGGAACCUCACUGGAAGAUUUUAUGCUGGGCGUCCCAUUAUUGUGGACUUCUCACCAGUGACAGACUUUCGUGAAGCCACUUGCAGGCAAUAUGAGGAGAAUACAUGCAACCGUGGUGGGUAUUGUAACUUUAUGCACUUGAAGAGGAUUAGUAGGGAAUUGCGUCGCGAGCUAUUUGGGAAAUCUCAUCGAAGGCACAGCCGCAGCCGAAGCAGGAGUCCUUAUCGGCACCACAGCUAUGAAGAACGCUCUCGUGGGAGUCGUGGUCAUAGCAGCAGAAGGCAUGAUGAUAGGGAUAACUACCAUGAAAGUCGCAGCAGGAGGCAUAGAAGUAUAAGCCCUGGCCAUAGAAGAGGGCGGAGUGGAAGCAGAAGCCCUGGCCAUAGAAGAAACCGAAGUCCAAUUAGAGAAGGGAGUGAGGAGAGACGAGCAAAGAUUGCACAAUGGAACAUGGAAAGAGAAGAGAAAGAAAAUGCCAAUGAUGUUGGUACCGAUGAAAGAAAAUAUGACGAUAAAAAGCAUGACAAUGACUAUAGGCAAAAUGGAGAGGAUGACUAUGACAACGAGAAGCAGCAGCAGCAGUCUCCUAGGAAGGAAGAAUAUGAAUACUGAUUUUUCUAGCUGCUAACGGUGGUGUGCAGGUUGACAAUUCUGUAAAGUGGAAUGUGAAUUGUAUUUUUUUUCUGUUUUUUUUCCUUCUGGGGGCAUUUUACUUGCAUGAUUGCAUUCCUGUCUUGCAUAAAUUUGAUUUUCCUACUUAGUUCAGCCAUUAUUUUUCCCUGCACUUGUAAAAUAUCUUUGCAUUAGGGGGUCUAAAACAAGCGGACUAGUUUCCUAAAACACUCUCUUUAGGAUUUGUGUAUUUGCAUCUUCUCUUAAGGGUUUGGCUGACAUUAAACUGAUUGAUUUCAUUGUCACUGUUCAUUUGAAUUGCAUAUUUCCUAUGAAUUAUCAAUUGAACUUUUCUUGGAAACGUUGCCCCCUUCUAUGAUUUUUUUUUUGUUUACAGUAAUUCGUUAACACCAUUUCCCAAAUGUCUUUUCUUCUCUUUUCUUAUCAUAUCUUUAAAGUUAAUUUUUUUGUUCGAUUCGUGUCUGCAUAGUUUACAGUAGUAGGGAUUGUGAUUACCGCACACCAAGGCUAGUGAAAGAUCGAAUCCUAUCUUUGGAUUUAGUUUUUGUGAGAUUUUUCCUUCUUCAAUUUUAAGGUUUUAGAAAUAAUCAUGAUCUUACAUUUUGUUUUACAAGUUUUGCAGGUUCAGGUAUCCCUGCUUCUCAGGUUCAAGCCAUGUUUUCAAUUGCAGCUUACCAUCGAAUUUGUUUACAGGUUGUUGGUGCAGCAUGUCAGGAAAUUGGAAUGCGCAGUUCAGCAGGUUAUCGAAAAAAAAAAUCUGGUUCUGGAAAGGCACCUUCAACGGUUGAUGGUCACCGAGCAGCCUGAGCUAUUCUUGUACACCAUUACCAUUAGCUUUAAUCCCUUGUGACGUUGCAGGUUAAGAUCAUCAGUUGAGUAGGUGUUUGAUGUUUAUGGACCCAAUUUAGUCUUAAAUUUUUAGGUCUUUGCCAGCAUUGGCCACUGACACUGUUUGCUAUUUUUAUCUGUUAUUAUUGUUGUUUCUGCAUAAGAGUUAUGAUAUUUGGAACUUAUCAUCAUUGUGUUGUAGAAUAGAACUCAUUCUAUUUAGAGUGGAAUUUUGUUUUUA